Messenger RNA from Closterium sp. Yama58-4, 2190 nucleotides. The record is from the annotation of a GenBank genome assembly. NCBI's taxonomy places the organism in Eukaryota, Viridiplantae, Streptophyta, Zygnematophyceae, Desmidiales, Closteriaceae.
AUGCAGCCAUCGGGACCGUUCUCCCGCAGCAGCAACCGACGGGAUUUGAUUCCCAGCAGGGAUGAGUCGGAGAUCGCGAGCACGCAAAAAUCGGGAAGCUUCGGGAGGAGCAGCAGCAGCGGGUUGGGGUCGUCCCCUUACGGGCGGUGGAGAUCGGUCGAGUUCUUCCUAAUGUACUGCUACACCGCGUACUUCUACUACCAGGUCAUCCGUCACGCCGUGCGUCUCUCGAACCGCUACGCGUCUCUCGUGCAGCACUGGCCGGCGGGCAGCAGCGGGCUCUACCCCGGCUGGAUUGCCGGCCGAAAGGUCGACCUCUCUGACGAUCAGCUCGGGGUCGCAGGCUCGGCCCGAAGCAAGGACGGUUUGGUGGGGGGUGGGAAGAGGUGGGGCAGCGGGGGAGGACACGUGUUGGCGUGGUAUUGGCUGGUAGCGUCGCUAGCGUACGUGGUGUACCUGCACGAGGCCAGUACAGCCUUCCUCCUCGCCUUUGCUGUAGCGAAUUACGUUUUAGUGAAGCAGCUGGGGUCCUGGUGCGCUACCAGAGAGGGAGGGCCGCUGCUGGGGGCCAAGAUCACAGGCACUGCCAGUGGCAGCAGCGUGGGAAACAGCUUCCUGGAAGCUCACCGAGCCAAGUGCUUGCAGUGCCGGCAGGGCCAGGCGUGCUACACGGCACGGCAGGGGGAGAGCCUCCCUCUGGCUGCAUACUCCCUCCCCGCCUACCUUGCUUACCUCCUCUUCGCCCCACUCUACAUCUCCGGCCCCAUUUCCUCUUUCAAUGCCUUCACCUCGCAGCUCGACACCCCGCAAAAGACGAUGUCUGCCGCCCGCGUCGCCAUGUACGCCAUCCGGCUGGCGGCCUCCUUUCUCCUCAUGGAGCUCAUGAUGCAUUUCUGCUACUUCCAGGCACUUGCCAAGUCAGCAGGACCCUGGUUCUCGGAAGCUUCCCACAGCACCGGGGGUAACGACCUAGGGAGUGCCUUAUGGGGUCAAGAGGCCCCCGGGAAUCUCGCCUUGGGGAUGAGCAUAGUGAGCUACGGCGUUCUUAACUUCAUGUGGCUCAAAUUUUUCCUCAUCUGGCGCUUCUUCCGCCUCUGGGCACUCGUGGCCGGCGUGGAAACCCCCGAGAACCUUCCGCGGUGCAUCAACAAUAAUUAUGAUAUUGAAGGGUUCUGGCGCGGGUGGCAUGCGUCGUACAACAAGUGGAUCGUGCGGUACCUGUACAUUCCGCUGGGCGGCGGGAAGCGGAAGCUAGUGAACGUGUGGAUCGUGUUCACGUUUGUGGCGCUGUGGCAUGACCUGGAGUGGAAGCUGCUGUGGUGGGCGUGGCUCACGUCGCUGCUGCUCGCACCAGAGAUGAUCGUCAAGGCCAUCGGGAACCUCAAAGCCCUGCAGACAGAAAUGGCUGCCCUCGCCAACGCUGCUGUUGCUCCCUCCACCUUCGUCGGCCAGAGCGCUGAGCUCGCCGCCAAGGUGAACAAUGUCGAGGCCCGCGUCUCCAUGAGGAAGACGGCCAAGGCCGCCCCCUCCAGCUCCUUCUACGGCCCCGACCGCCCUCUGUUCCUGGGCCCGUUCUCCGCCCCCCCUUCCUACCUCACCGGCGAGUAUGCUGGUGACUACGGGUGGGACACCGCGGGUCUGUCCGCCGACCCCGAGACCUUCGCCAAGAACCGCGAGCUGGAGGUGAUCCACGCCCGCUGGGCUCUUCUCGGUGCCCUGGGCUGCCUGACCCCCGAGCUGCUGGCCAACAACGGCGUCGAGUUCGGCGAGGCCGUGUGGUUCAAGGCCGGUGCCCAGAUCUUCUCCGAGGGCGGCCUCGACUACCUCGGCAACCCCAGCCUGAUCCACGCCCAGUCCAUCCUGGCCAUCUGGGCUUGCCAGGUGAUCCUGAUGGGUGCCGUCGAGAGCUACCGCGUGGGUGGCCUGGAGGGCUUCCAGGAGGUGGAGGACCCCCUGUACCCCGGCGGUGCCUUCGACCCCCUGGGUCUGGCUGACGACCCCGACGCUCUCGCGGAGCUGAAGGUGAAGGAGCUGAAGAACGGCCGCCUCGCCAUGGUGUCGAUGUUCGGAUUCUUCGUCCAGGCCAUCGUGACCGGCAAGGGUCCCCUUGAGAACCUGUCCGACCACCUGGCUGACCCCACCGUGAACAACGCCUGGGCCUAUGCCACCAACUUCACCCCCGGCCAGUAA